AUGGCCGGAUCGAAGAGGAAGCGAGAUUCUACCACAGAUGAACCAGCGAAGAAGAAGAAGUGGACAGGACGCAUUCUAAACACCGCCAAAUUGCUGGCUGCUAAUGCACCAUCUCCUCCCCCAUCACCUCCACCAGGCGCACCCAAGCCCAAGCCGACACUCCUCACCUUGCCCCCUGAGAUCCGGAACCGCAUUUGGGAGUUUGCUCUGUCUGAAGGGAUAUUGCAUGCCGGCUGUGGCCCAGAAUGGCCCGCGCCCGUUGGCAUGCUCAUAUGCAAUGCCCAGCGCGGCGAGGAUGAUGCAAUGCAAACCGUCAAGUACGGCGAAACCACUGCAGAUGUUGAGAGCUAUGACCAAAGGCACUCUCGGUGCACUGACGGCGGACGAUGGGUGACGUUGAAUACUCCUCCGGACAUCCGACGUCGAUACUCAGUGGCCCUUCUGGAGACCUGCCGACAGGUACAUAGCGAAGCGGCUCUACUGCCAUUCGAGCUCAAUACGUUUGUUUUCACCUACCCUCUCAAGAGGGAGCAGCGGUCCUAG
Saxophila tyrrhenica is the source of this 543-nucleotide messenger RNA. RefSeq lists its product as uncharacterized. The transcript has a single exon. NCBI's taxonomy places the organism in Eukaryota, Fungi, Ascomycota, Dothideomycetes, Mycosphaerellales, Extremaceae. The coding region runs from base 1 to 543 and encodes 180 amino acids. The record is from RefSeq and is a predicted model, not a curated record.